This is a messenger RNA of Sungouiella intermedia, 1191 nucleotides long. The record is from the annotation of a GenBank genome assembly. Lineage: Eukaryota; Fungi; Ascomycota; Pichiomycetes; Serinales; Metschnikowiaceae.
AUGACUAUUGAUAACUCUAAGAACUACGGAUUCGGCACUCACGCCAUCCAUGCUGGUGCCCCCACCGACCCUCACACCGGUGCUGUCAUCGAGCCCAUCUCUCUUUCCACCACUUUCGCUCAGUCUGAACCUUCCAAGCCAAUUGGAAUCUACGAGUACUCGAGAAGUGCCAACCCAAACAGAGACAACUUCGAACUUGCUGUGGCCACUUUGGAGAAGGCAAGAUAUGCCAUUGCCUUGGGCUCUGGUUCUGCUACCACCGCCUUGAUCGUUCAAUCUUUGCCUAUUGGAUCCCACAUUGUCAGUGGUGGUGAUGUCUACGGAGGUACUCACCGUUACUUCACCAAAGUGGGUGUCACUCACGGUGUGGAGACCACUUUUGUCGGCGACUUGGCUCGUGACUUGCAGUCUGCCUUGCGUCCAGAGACCAAAUUGGUUUGGUUGGAGACUCCGCUGAACCCUACCUUGUCUGUCACUGACAUUUCUGCUGUGGCUGCCAUUAUCAAGGAGCACAACGCCCAGACCGGCAACAACGUCAUCUUGGCUGUUGACAAUACCUUCUUGUCGCCAUACAUUUCCAACCCAUUGGUCCACGGCGCUGAUGUGGUUGUUCACUCUAUCACCAAGUACAUCAACGGUCACUCAGAUGUUGUUGGCGGUGUUUUGGCCACCAACUCCGAUAAGUUGCACGAGCAAUUCCGUUUCUUGCAGAACGCCAUUGGUUCUGUUCCUUCGCCAUUCGACUCGUGGUUGGCUCACAGAGGUUUGAAGACCUUGCACUUGAGAGUGCGCCAGGCUGCCUACUCUGCCCAGAAGAUCGCCGAAUACUUGGCUCAGCAUGAGAAGGUUGUCAAGGUGAACUACCCUGGUCUCAAGACCCACGCCAACCACGGUGUUGUGUUGAAGCAGCACAGAGACGGCUUGGGAGGAGGAAUGAUCUCUUUCCGUAUCAAGGGCGGUGCCCACGGAGCUUCUGUAUUCACAUCUUCUACUCAAUUGUUCACAUUGGCUGAGUCCUUGGGAGGCAUUGAGUCUUUGAUUGAGGUUCCUGCCAUCAUGACCCACGGAGGUAUUCCAAAGGCAGAGAGAGAAGCCAAUGGUGUUUACGACGAUUUGGUCAGAGUCUCCGUUGGUAUUGAGGAGACUGACGAUUUGUUGGCUGACAUUGAGCAGGCUUUGGCCAAGGUCUAG